Messenger RNA from Parasteatoda tepidariorum (common house spider), 1728 nucleotides. Its product is annotated as protein O-mannose kinase. NCBI's taxonomy places the organism in Eukaryota, Metazoa, Arthropoda, Arachnida, Araneae, Theridiidae. The record is from RefSeq and is a predicted model, not a curated record. Gene Ontology annotation, molecular function: carbohydrate kinase activity; protein kinase activity. Gene Ontology annotation, biological process: protein O-linked glycosylation; protein phosphorylation; carbohydrate phosphorylation. Gene Ontology annotation, cellular component: endoplasmic reticulum membrane.
CCGCAGUUCACUAGAGGGCGUGGAUAUAGAGUACAAACUGGUUACUAGACCAGUGUUGUCAACGUUCACCGUGACGUCCGUUUGGUCGAGUGAUUGAUCUUUCUGCCUUUAUAUCUAUGACUGUUAGCAAAAUUAAACUUUUAAAGAUAAUAAAUAUUAAAAUUAUAUGAGGUAAUAUUAAGGUAAAGACCCGUGUUUUCUUUCAAGAUGACUUAAGAAAUUGAUGAUGUUAUGUUGCCACUUAUUUCAGUCACGCAUUACGCUACAGUUGAAAUUUCUAAGCAUUUAUGAGAUAUAAAUCUGAAAUAAUUUCCACCAAAUAAAGAAUAAAAUAGUUACUGAAUGAAUGCAAGACAAAUAUUCUUCUGUUUCAUUGUCAGUUUGCUGGCUAUCAUUAUAUAUCUUCGGAAAUCAACCAUUAUUGUAGAAAAUGUGAGGCUUAAAAAAUGUCACAGUGAUAUUAUUAAAAAUAAAACAGUAUGUAGUUUAAUCUGUUCUGAUGGAGAGUUUUCAUUACCUGGCAUGACUUCUUGUCUUCAAUGGUUAAAUUGUGAAGAUAAACUAACUAUAGUGUCAACAAUUUCGAUCAGUGUUGUCAAGUCUGUUUAUUUGGCAAGAUGGUCCAAUUAUGAAGUUGUACUUUCAGUGCUAUCAUCAAAAAUCUAUAAGGAAGAUUUCAAACAAAAUCUUUUUAUGAUAAAAUCUCUUGCAUCACAUAAUCAAGUUGUGGAAUUAAUUGGAUUUUGUAAUAACUCUAUAGUUACAAAAUAUUAUAGAUUUGGAAGUGCUUUAAAUGCAAAUUAUCAUUUAAGACAUUCUUUGCGUUCCUUUGACAAUAUUAAAAUGCGUUUAAAUCUUUGUAUUAGUUAUGCAUCUGUGAUAGAAUUUUUGCAUUCGAGUCCUGUUGGGGUUAGAGUUAUGUGUGACUCUAAUUCUUUGGAAAAAACUUUAUCCCAAUAUUUAUUGACUGAUAGUUUUGAAAUAUUGGUUAAUGAUUUAGAUGCAACACCUGAGGUUCAAAAAAAUACUAACAAGGGUGUAAUUUGUGGUAAUAAAUUAUUGAGUGGAACAUUUGUUGCUCCAGAACAGUUGUGGCCUUUUCCAAAUUAUGAGUAUGAUCCUGAAAGAAUGAUAUCAUAUGAUGAAAAGACUGAUGUUUGGAAAAUACCAGAUGUUUGUAAUUGGUUUUUGGGUAACAGUUCCAGCAUUGAUUUCAUAAAAUAUAAAUUAUUUACUAUUCAUAAGCAAUGCAAAAGUGUAGAUCCUUUGCAAAGGCCAACUGCUAGUCAUGUUCUUGAAGUAUACAAAAAUAUUUUUUCUGAGAUUUAAGGCUUUAUAAUUCUUAAAAUCUGUUACACUUUUAUAUUUUUCUCAUUGCAACUUGUCAGGAUUGCUCAAGCAGCAACAUUUUUGAAAUGGUCCCUUUCCUCACAAUUUCAGGUUAAUAUGGCAUGAAGUGUUUCAGUAUACCUGAAGGCCCUGAACUCGAGAGACGGAGGUCUGUGAUUCUGUGCUCAGUGCUCCCCUAAAGUCUAUCAUCAUGUCAGUUUCUUUAAAUAUGUACAUAAUAUAUUUAAGGUUUUAUUUUGUUAUUUAAAUAGAACAUUCCCCUACAUCAUUUCUGUUUCCUCAUUGCGUGUACAUAAUUUCAUACUUUUUCAGUGGAAACAGCAUUUAUUUUGUUUCCUGUACAUUUGAAGAGCGUUAAUAAAAUUGUUCGAAUUGACA